UAUCAGGCAGUGAUAUCUGUUAGCACUCUGCUAGCCUUGUCACUCACGACCUUUCUGUACAGUCUGCCUAUGGAAGGAAAGCUCUGAAGCAUACGCAAGGAGCUAGGCGGAGGACAUGCUUUCUGCUCACUGCCAUCCAGCACCCAAUUGAUUCUGCACCAUACCCUAAGGUGAAGGAGUCUGUGACAACAGCGUAGAGGACAACAGAACGAGAGAGAGAGAAAGAGCAAGGGCAGGGUGAGAGAGAGAGAAAAGAGAAGAGGCUGCCAUGAUGGGCACACCUCUGAGGAGGAAAGCCCCGGCUUCUGAGAUGGCUGAGGCCGAACUUCACAAAGAGAGGCUACAAGCUUUGGCGGAGAAGCGAAAAAGGCAAGCUGAGAUUGAGGAUAAAAGAAGACAGUUAGAUGACCUUGUUCUGCAACUUCAACAUCUCAAGUCCAAAGCAACUAGGGAAAGAUGGCUUCUGCAAGGAACUCCAGCAGGACCUCAUGAAGAAGACGAAGGACGGAGGAAACAGAUUGAACAGGAUGAGCUUAACAUCAAGAAAUUAGAGGAUACCAUCCACAGACUGGAAUCAGAUAUCAUACAGCUGGAGAACGAAGAACUGCAAAUUUCCACCAAAGAGCAAGUGCUCAGAGAGAGACUGCGGGAAACAGAGCGCUCUAUCGAAGACCUACAGAAAAGUCUGCAGAACCAAGAUGGAGAUGCAGUGAAUUACAUCUGUUCCCACAUCCCCGACGUCCCAGAGCUGAACUCCCAAACUCCGGCCACAGCUUCGGGGGACCACCAACUCCCAAGGAAACCUGCAUUAUACGCCAUGGAAAUCAGCGUUGAAAAGGACCUGAAGACGGGUGGCACCAAAAUCCUGUCUGCCUCCCCGGUCAGCCCUGAGGAUGCCCACCAGCGGGGCGUCAAGGUCUACGAUGAUGGCCGUAAGGUGAUCUAUGAGGUGCGCUCUGGGGCUUCCACCACACUGGAGAACGGCGUUCACCCUUGGAGCUCAGAUGAGGUGGAGGAACUGAUGGGGUGCGUGGGUCAGAGCCACCAGAGGGCCGACGGCACCCAUGUCCUCGUCACACCGGCUGGUCCACAGGCCAAAGAUGGCCAACAGAGCUACAGGGAGCAGACCGUGCACAAGGAGGCCAAGCAGGAGAUGGUCCGUGGACAGCAGGGCAAGCCACAGGCUACUGGACAGGUGCGUCAAAGCUAUGAGGGUGAGGUGACGGAGCCACCAGAGGCCACAGCUGAGAAACCGGUCACCAUGAUCUUCAUGGGCUAUCACAACGUGGAUGACGAGGAGGAGAGCAAGAAGCUGCUAGGCUUCGAUGGCACCAUCAAGGCUGAGAUUGUGCUCAUCGACGAGGACGACGAGAAGUCCCUGCGGGAAAAAACCGUCACUGACGUGUCCACAAUCGACGGCAACGCUGCCGACCUGGUCUCAGGACGGCCACCCUCCGAAGCCACCGAACUGUCCUCAGAGGGCAAGGACGAAAGCUCGGCCAAGGAGCCGCCGCCCGCAGGCAGUGAGAAGGCUCGCUGUGUGUUGCUGACAGCAGAGAAUGGUCUGUUCCCUGGAGCUGCACUCAGACCCUCACACAGCCCACCAAGGAGGAUUUCAGAGGAUGACAGUGAGCUAAAGAGUGAGAAGAACCUGAAGAGUGUUAGUUUCUUAGACCCAGUAGGUGUGAUCUCCAGUGGCAAUAUGGAACUUGAGACCCAAAGUGAGAGCCAGCAUAACCAUACAACAAGUGGGCAGAAUGGUGUGAGGCACACAGGAGAGGCGCUGGACAGUGAAGUCGCCCAGGAAAUCCGUUACCUUGAUGAGGUGCUUGAGGCCAACUAUUGUGACCCUGGAGCUGAGAUGACUUCAAAUGGAACUUGUUCCCUUGAGCUCCAGACAAUCACUGUUGAAGGAACUGGGCCAUCUGUUCAUGUUUCCAAUGUAUCAUCCUCAGUUAGUCAUGACAUAAUUGUAGAGGGGAACAAACAGACCACCUAUGUUGAGAACACUUUGAAUAGUACCAAACCAAAUGGUCAUUCAGGAAUCAUAAAUGAACAUAGCACAUCACCUGAGUCAGGAACGACAAUCAAGAAAGAGGCCCGUUUUGAGCUUCGAUCUUUCCAUGAAGACAAAAAGCCAUCUAAGCUCUUUGACACACCAACAGAGAAAGAAAUAAGGGUAAAGAAAGUAAGGCCUUCAGAAGAGGUUGCUGAACUAGAGAAGGAGCGCUUGGAACUUAUCAGAGAUCAAGCAGUCAAGAAGAAUCCAGGGAUAGCAGCGAAGUGGUGGAAUCCACCCCAAGAAAAGUCACUGGAAGAUGAGCUGGAACCAGAACAACUGGAGUCACUCAGAAGGUAUGAGGAGAGAAAGAAGAAGAAGCCUGAACCCAGAGAUCUACAAACCUCCCCUAAACAAACAGUCUCCUUUGUCCAACCUGAUGUAGGAUAUAAGGAAGACGUUGUGGUUCAGGGCAUUGAUUUCUCAGCAGCACGACAACAGUUUCUCCAGAUGGAACACAGCAAACAGCAGCAAGCAACGAAAAGAAGUGUGGCUCCCCAGAUCUACUCUGCCAAACCUUUUUUCAGGACCUCAGAUGUUGAUAAGUCAAGCAGCUCGAUCAUAGUCACCAGCCAUGGUCGGGUCACUGUGGAGGAUGGAGACGUGAGCCAGGUCAGAGGGGUUUUAUGCAGUUCUGGAGAUUCCACCACACAUACCAUUGACAAUGAGGCAAAGAAUGAUGACUUUACCUGUGCCCGAGCAGUGAUGACUAUCUUCAAGGAUGAAGAGUCUGAUUUGUACCAGCGGUCCAUGAACAGUUGCUAUCAUCCUGAGGAGAUUGACUCUGGGUUAGAUGACCUGUCCCUCAGGUCUCAGGACACCACUGUGCUUGAGACCCUGUCCAAUGAUUUCAGCAUGGAUAACAUAAGUGACAGUGGUGCCUCCAAUGAAACCAUGAGCGCCUUCUUGGAAAACUCUGCUGGGGAGUACUCUUUUCCCUGUACUCCAAUGGCCACAACACCCAUCAACGGGAAGCUGGAAGGCAGCACAAAAUCACCAGGUGAGCAGAGCAGCUCUUGUACAGGAGACAGCCUGACUGAAGAGGAGCUGGAAUACCAUGCAGGCAUCUUGGUCCAAAACGCAAUCCAUCAAGCUAUUGCACAUCAGACCGACAAUUGGCAACCACUCCAGGUCAUGCAGCAGUCCUCCCCCAUCUCUGAGAGGCAUGUGGAAGUUUCUGAACCCUCGGCACCUGAAGAGAAAUUGCCCUGUACUCCACCUUCUAAAGAAACCUUUCCUGUGGAAGAGAAAAAAGCCACAGCUCCUAAAAUUACUGUACAGGUGCCCACAGUCCAACCCUCUCCAGCUAUUCCAGUGAACACUUAUAGGCCUCCAAGUCCUUCUCCCCCACCAAGUGAGAAGUCAGAGUUCAGCUAUUUCAGUAAAUACUCAGAGGCAGCAGAGCUCCGAAGCACAGCAUCUGUGACCCGUGCCCAGGACACGGAAGUCACGUCAGGGCCCUUCAAGCUGCGCUCACGCAAGCAGAGGACAUUGUCCAUGAUUGAGGAGGAAAUUCGGGCAGCUCAAGAGCGAGAGGAAGAGCUUCGGAGGGAGCGGCAGGCCCAAAGCUUGCGUCCCAACCCCAAUCCCACUGUCAAGCAAAGGACAAACAGCCUUCCAGCCAAACUGGUCCUCACUGGGAAAACAGCUCCAGGUAAAAUUGAGAAGAUCCGCACUGCACCUCCAGUAUCCCCUGCCUCUUCAAAUGGUGCUCCCUCCCCUCUGUCUGAUUUGGGAAGCGAUGACUCAGGUGGGAGCCAGCGGCCCAAGAACUUCAUGCAGACCCUGAUGGAAGAUUACGAAUCACACAAAGUCAAGCGCAGAGAGAAGGCAGAGGACAACAGCUAUGCCCGUUUAUUGCUCGCUAAUGAUGUUACAUCUGAGGUUCUGGAGGCAACGCGAGUGACCCGCCGAAAAAGCAACAUGGCUCUGCGAUGGGAGGCAGGAAUUUACGCCAACCAGGAUGAAGCUGAGGAGGAUGAGGAAGAGGAGGAGGAGGAGGAGGAGGAAGAAGAGUAAGCCAACACCAACUAAAGAAAGAGAGAUGAAAGAGUGAGAGGAAAAGAGAACAGAUCUGAAGAGGUGGUUCUUGUAUUGAGAUGACUACAAGUAUUUAUUCUGAGUUUAUACUGCAGGAGCAAGUCACUGAUUCAAGGCACUGCACUGGAGCUGUGUUCACCCAGUGGAGCCAAAGACCAUCCAUGCCUCAGAGGAACUCCAUGCAACAACACAAUAAGCAACAGACCAGACGUCCAAACCUUAUAGUGCUUUCUGUUUCUUUCCUCAUUUCCAAGCUUUUUUUUCCCAGUGGAUGGGUGCAGUAGGUUGGAAAGAUAUGCAAAGACAAUUUUCUUUUAUGGUUGGGUUAUUGAUUUCAAGUGACAUUGAACUGACGUUGCCAAGUGACAUAUGUGAUGAUCGGAUCUUAUUUAAAGCAUGCUUUUAUGCUGCUACGGUUUUGUGGCUACGGAGACAUGACAUAGGAUGGAACAGAAUAUGUCUGAAUGGAAAAUUUCCUUUCAAAUUGGAGCACUUGAUCUAGAGAAGAAAAAAAACAGGAAUUUGUUGUAAUUUGUGUAAUUUUCAUACACCAAGUUUUAUGUCGAUUGUGUAAAGCCAUGUUCAGGCUAUACGUUCAAGCCUAUAAGUAUUUGACUUGGUAAAAGGUGGUUAUAAAUGCAGUCAUAAUAAUAGCAUAAUACAUGCAAUAACUUGAAAGGGUGGGGGUACAUAAUUUGCCAUAUUGAAUUAAAAUAGAAGAAAGUAGGGCACAUAUUAGACUUUGACUUUGGAAAGUACUUGUUAGAUACAACAGUAGGUUUGUCCAGGUUUGUAAUGCACAAUGAUAUUCAACCAGUCAUAUAUUAGUCAGUCAGUAACAUAGAGAGGAAGAGAGAUAUUGAAGAAAGCUGGAGAAGGGCUUGUCUAAAAGCUGCUUGUCUAUUCUUUAUUGACAAACGACAGGGAACUGGCUACAGGAAGGCGUCAGGAUGAUGUAAUCUAUGGACAUUUGCAGGCUAAACCACAUGCUGACUGCAGAAGUACUUUCAAACUACAGUCUUGUGGUCAAUUUGAAACCAUUUAAUAAACAACACACAUUUUCCCUCUAGACAAUCCUAUUUUGCUUGUCCAGAAUGACAAUGGAUUUAUAUUUUGCUAUCUUGUAUGAAAUAACAUAUUCUGGGCAUUUCAAAAAUAAAUGAGUACAAUACAGAGCAGUUAAGAGUUAUAGGGUUUUAGAGGACUUGCAAACUAGUUUUUUUUUUUUUUGCUGCCAUGUCUUGCAUUUACCUAAUCCAGUAUGGUAAUGGUAAACAUGGUAAAUUCCACGUUUUGGGAGCAAUGAAUCAAUCAGUCCAUCUAAGAAAAUGCAAUGGAAUCUUUAACAAGUUGACGUUUUACUAUUGAGCUAUGUGGACUGUUUCUCUCCUGGAUCAUUUUGGCUCAUUCAAAUAGAAUUUGUAAAUGACUCAAUGAAAUACGAUUGUUAUACAGAGGCGUUGUAAAUAAUUAUAUUCAUAUAAAUGUCUGGAAAGUGGGAAUACUUAGAUUUUUCUGUUUCUGUUAGCAGCAUAUUAAAAAACAUAGUAAGUGCCCAAAAUAAGACCCAAGGGGUGGAUGGGAGUUUGAUAACAAAAUGAGACUUGAUCACGGAGAACAGCAACGUCUUUGGACAGUUUUGGAGACUGCUACUUUACUCUUGGAUUUUCUGCCUUCUACCUGAGGCCUUUUUCAGCCCCUAAACAAUAAAGCUAUGGAUUGCUGAAAGGAAGCAUAUCUGAAGAACACUAUUUCUGUGCAUAUGUGCAGAAAACCUUCUUUUACAUGCAUAAAUAUAUAACAUGAAAGUAUUUAAUGUCCCAAUAUAAGGAAAAAAAAGUUUGUAGUUUUUGGAUUAGAUACACCCUCUUCUUAAAGGCUGUGUUAUGAUGCGACAUACACACAGACAAAUUUAUACUUAAGUGACAUUGUUGAUUAAAUGGUUAUGGGUUUUUCAAAGGUUUUUGUUUGAUAAGAAUGAACUGGCACAUAGCCACGCCUACAGAACUGUGGAAAAGUAAGAGACCAUCCUUCAUUUAAUUUCUAAUCAAAAUGGCCAAUCAAAAAAAAAAAAAAACAAAUUUAAAGAAAAAUAAGCAUAAAAGCCACAAAAACAAAAUGCAAUAUAAACAUUUUUAGUAUUUAGUGUGUCCAGACUUUGACCUUUAUUACAACAUCCAUGGUUGUAGGAGACUCACUUUCAGUUUCUCUAAAGAAAUCUCCAAGUAUAUUUUUCCUCUCCUCCAAAGUUCAGCCUUGAUUUCACCUUCCGCUUCUGACCAUCCAGAUAAUCCCAAGCACAUUCACUGAUGUUGACUGGACCUGAUUUUCUGCUCUCUUUCGAAGAUGAAAGAUUUUAUCUGUUUAUCUAAUGGUGGUUUUGGUGGUCUACCAGGUCUUGCACGGUGAAUCUAAUCUAUUCUAUUACGUACAUACAUAAUGGCUGUUUUGACCAGAGAUGACAUAAAUAAAGAGUGGUCUCUGACUUUUGCACAGUACAUGACAAAGAUGCUUUUGCAAGAAUAUAUUUAAUGGAUUGUUACAGUGUGAUUGUAUACCAUAAUUGUAGAUUUUUUUAAUUGAGCGAGAGCACAGUAGUGUUUUCUUCUUUUGAUGGUUGGUGGAACUUAAAAAAAAAAAACGUAACAUUAGGAUUCUGCUCGGUAAGGAUGUGAUUUUUACUCAGACUCUUUGAUGUGUUAUGACUUGGUUAGUAGACAAAUAUUUUGAAUAUUAUAAGGGGGAAAUAUUUUUUAUUUGUGCAGUGAACUAUUUACAUUGUAUCUAUGAAUGGGAAAUAGUUUUAUGGAGGCUGGCAUUUUAAUACCAUGUAUGUGCAUUAAUGGAAGUUUAUGGCCUGUAUUCUUUUUUUUUUCGUGUGUGUGUGUGUGUGUGUGUGUGUGUGUGUGUGUGCAUGAAUAUGUGUACAUGUGUGUUGGGGCAACAUGUCUGGAGUGAGCAGUUAAUAGAGUUCCUGAAAUAUAUGCAAAGGUCUUUAGCACAUCCAGAUCAUCCUCAGUGGUUCACGCUAAUGUUCUGCAUGGAGUGAAAAGAGGUGAACAGAGCUAAAGUGUAGCAAUGCGUGCGCUAAUAAAUUUGCCAUAUGUAUUGUGAGUAGUUCUGAGUAGGAACAGUAUGUUUGCUUUAGGAACAGUAAAAUUCACAAAUACUCGCUUUCAGCUGUACUGUUUUGGUAUUAUAUCACUAGGUCAAUUUGAAGGCAUGCUCUUCCAAAGUCUCAGAAAUCUGCAAAAAAAGGCUCAUUUCUAAAAACAAGCCAAUGUUAUUGGGUUAUUGGGUUACAAGGUUACAACCAAUACAGCCAGUCUAACAGAACAGUAAGGGCUCUUGUGGAUACCAGAGGGAAUGAUAAAUGGGCAGAUGAGCGA
Molecule: messenger RNA, 7488 nt
Organism: Pygocentrus nattereri (red-bellied piranha)
Lineage: Eukaryota; Metazoa; Chordata; Actinopteri; Characiformes; Serrasalmidae
Gene: palm2akap2
Product: PALM2 and AKAP2 fusion
Exons: 14
Coding region: 269-4078 (1269 amino acids)
Biological process (GO): regulation of cell shape
Cellular component (GO): membrane
Source: RefSeq, a predicted model, not a curated record